GGGAAAAGGAACCAGGUUGAAGUGGUUCCCGAAGACGACGAAAGCGUCUUGGAUCCGUUGUUGAACGCCCCAUGUUUUGGUUGUAAAAACAACGACAGCGCAAGCACAGACGACCCAAGCUCUCGAGGCCAUCAGCCACCAUCCGCGAUGUUGUAUCGCGGAUACGACCAAUGA
This is a messenger RNA of Phialemonium atrogriseum, 174 nucleotides long. RefSeq lists its product as uncharacterized. The annotation marks the transcript as partial. The transcript has a single exon. NCBI's taxonomy places the organism in Eukaryota, Fungi, Ascomycota, Sordariomycetes, Cephalothecales, Cephalothecaceae. The record is from RefSeq and is a predicted model, not a curated record.